AUGGACCCAUCCAAUACCAUCGACAUCAUCUCAGACGAUGACCAAGACAUAGGGGCCUUCCUAGAUCUCGUCUGUUCCCAACCCUCCUCAUCCAGUCCUACAAAGUCCAAAUCAAAUAGACCUACCAUAUCUAAAUUCCCUUCAUCUUCAUUCACAGCACCUUCAUCACCUCUUCAACCCACCGUCACUCAACAGAUAACCUCCUCUCCUUCUCGCUUAUCAUUGAAGAUCAACUUGAAAAGAUCAUCUUCCAAUGCUUUAGACCUAGAUCGAAUGAGUAAGAAAUCUACUCCCAAUUCUUAUCGUGACUCUUCCAUACGAGGUUCAGUCAAGAACCACCUUCCAUCUAAGAACAAGUCAGUUUCACUGGAAAGUCUCUUACCUCCUUCGAAACCUCUACUGACGACUCGACCAGAGAUCUCCGCGAGGGUGGUCCCCAAGCCUCAGAGAAAAGCACGGACGGAUGCUAAACCAAAGUCCAUGAAAGAGCUGUAUCCGAAAAAUGAUAACAAGGCGGCAAUCCGAGAUGUACCAUGGAAGGCCUCUGCUCAAUCCCAAAAGGAUCAACACAGUCUCUCAACAGUCGCCUCAGCCUUUACGUCCUCUUCAUCGGCAUCACAAUCCACUUCCCGACUCACCUUAACCUCUCAUGCAUCUUCGACACCUGCCUCUCCCGUAUCACAGCCGAAAAUAUCUCAAUCUGCGUCACACCCUCGUCAACCUGUACCCAAUUCCCCUCCUCUUUCAGACCCCCGAUACGGUCCUGUACAGAGGCUACCAAAAGAGACACAUCGAUCUACCUCGUACCUCCCAUCACACCCCGUCCAUGAACCCCACACACGUCCUGUGCAAUUGACUCCCGGUCCAGUUUCAUACCGUCAAUCACCACCACCCCCAACUCCAUCUAUACCUCGUGUCCCUAUGGAAUCACCCUCAUCCUCUCUAUCGAGGACUGCUCCUCAACCAGUCCGACCGGUCGAAGAUGUUGAUUCGUUGAGAAGGGAUAACGAAUUACUUCGUCAAUCUUUACAAUCACUUCAAAGGAAAUUCCUAGAGAAGAACAAACAGCUCACUAAAGAACGUUCAGCACAUCAUGAAACUUCGUUAUCGCUCUUGCACGAAAAAGAAAAUUCAAAUGUCAAUAAACAAUUGAUGCAUAGUUCAAGAUAUCAAUUAAAUGCACAUAAAUCUGAGAUCAAUCAUCUGAGAAAACAAUUGUCCGAAAAAGUAGAUCUCGAAGAUAAAUAUAGAAUAUUAGAGAUACAAUGUCAAAGUCAAAAAGAAGCUAUGAUUACUUAUUAUCAAUGUGCUUUACAGCUUGAUGAGACGUUGAAGAAGGUCAGAGGACAAAUCCGAUAUCUCAAAGAGAGGAAUAAUGAAAACGUUAGAGAGCUGAUGACGAAGAAUGAUGAACUGGCUAAUUUGAGGACGGUAAUUAUGUUUCAUGAGAUCGUACCUGAGGUUACGAGACAGGUCGAAGCGGCAUUGAAGAGGAUUUGA
This is a messenger RNA of Kwoniella mangroviensis CBS 8507, 1500 nucleotides long. RefSeq lists its product as uncharacterized. The transcript is spliced from 2 exons. Bases 1 to 1500 code for a protein of 499 amino acids. The record is from RefSeq and is a predicted model, not a curated record. Lineage: Eukaryota; Fungi; Basidiomycota; Tremellomycetes; Tremellales; Cryptococcaceae.